This is a messenger RNA of Didymodactylos carnosus, 606 nucleotides long. NCBI's taxonomy places the organism in Eukaryota, Metazoa, Rotifera, Eurotatoria, Philodinida, Philodinidae. The record is from the annotation of a GenBank genome assembly.
AUGAAAUACAAACACAACCGAAACAGCAAAACAACGAAGAAACGUAUGAUAUUUCACAGUGAAAUAUCAUUAGAUAUAUCAAUCAAAAGUGAUUUCAUUUUACCAAUUCAAUUCAAUCAUCUCAGUGCUGCAUUUAAUGUUCCCGAAUAUGAUAAUGCUGUUUCAACUACGAAUAAAGAACAAUUAUUUUUCGCGUCAAUGAUGUAUAAAACAUCGUCAUUUAAAUUUUCACUACAAAAUGAACAUGUUCAUCGUCUUUUAGAAGUAAGACACUUGAAACGUUUCUUUUUUAUCACACGUACAGCAGCUGUGACGUUAACUGCUGACCAUAAAUUACCAGUAUUAUUUUAUGAAUAUUAUCCAAUUAAAAUUCACAUUCAAAAUUGUGAAAAUGGUGAUAUUGUAACAGCAAAAUUAACCUGCUCUUGUGCAAACACAGAUGAAACAAAUCCAACACAAGACGACACUUUUCUGUCCUAUAAAACAGACAGUUCCAUUGAGACAACACGAACAUGUAUAAUAAAAGCAAAACUAAUCCCGAAAGAUGGUCAAGUGCGUGACAUACUCUUGUUUUAUCAUUAUUGUAAUGUGGAUUAUUGUACUUGA